GAUCUCGAGCCAUGCCUGCGAGUCGAGAGAAAGCAUAGUCCGGACGACCUACACGGCUGAAGCACGAGUCUGAACAGGAGAGCAUUAGGAGGGAAACAGGUCUGAGGCACCGUCCGGCUGCUUCACGAAGAGCCAGGUUCAAGUCGAUGGUAGAGAUGUUACAGUCAGAAGCGUCUUGCUACAAAAUGAAAAUGCUCUGGUUGGCAUGCCAUUACCCCCAAGCCCAACGGUCUCAGAACAAAGUCAUGCAACGUCGAUUCGGACUGACAUAAUUGACCAGAUACCUCCAUGCAAUAUUCCAAUUCAUUGCUGAUGCCAUGUGUCGGGAAAACGAGUGCGGAUGAGAGGAUCGCAUAGUUGCAACAUACAACAUUUGAACGAGGCCCAAGUCAAUUUGAUAACCUGCUGUCGGCGACCGUUCAACAUGACCAUUCUGUUCUGAGCAAGCGCAAUCGAAUGUAACGGAUCCUGAUACAUUUUUUUCAAAUUCAGACAGCACAUGCACCUUUAACUGCGGAGGAGACCGUGUGCUCGAUCAAUGCUUGUUUUGCAACGAGGAACAAGAUACUUGCAAAGAAGUACAAGUGGCUCGGAACUGGCCGAAAAUGAUACAAUUGGUAAGCACAUCAAUUGAUCACUGCAUCAGAGCCGGCUCGUCUCAGAUCUGUUCUCCUUCCACUCUUCUGUUGUAUAUCUGCAGACGAGCAAUGUUCAAGUUCGACUUCGAAAUAGACGACGAAGACAAAACCGCCGAUUUUCUGCUGCCGAAAGAGGCCGAACUGGAGCCGAGUCCCUCGCAAAUCGAGCAAGUCGAGCCGUUUGCAGAACACACUCUACCAGCGCUCCUCGAGCGUCUUCCGCCGCUGAUCUCGUACUCCCCUCUCACGAUCUCUGACGCCGCGUCCAAUGUAACGCUCGCUCGCCGGGAUCUAUUCGACGCGCGAUUCCAGUUGAUCUCGGGAGGGCGCGGUGACGUCGAAUCCGAGUCGGCGGACUCGGCGCUGGAGUUCCUGGAUGCGCCGUCCGACUUGGUGCCAGGGGUGUACGAGGGCGGGCUGAAGACGUGGGAGUGCAGCGUCGAUCUCGCAGGCUAUCUCGAUACGUUGGGCAACGACAAGGGGUCUCGGUUCGCUGGGAAGCGGGUUCUGGAGAUCGGAUGCGGGACGGCUGUACCGUCAAUUUUUAUCCUCUCAAGAUUAUUCAACGGAGUGCAAGACGUCGAGACUGUGGUCGCUUUUCAAGAUUAUAACGCGUCGGUUCUGGAGUUGAUAACUUUUCCAAACGUCGUUUUGGCAUGGUAUAUGUCCCCAGCAUCGGAAGAAUUCCGAAAUUCGGCCACAGACUCAGAGCUCUCUGUCGCAGAUCCGACAGUCGCUGGCGAGCUAAACAUAUCACCGGAACUCAAAACAGCGUUUCUUGACUCACUGAGGAGGCACAAAAUAUCGCUGUUGUUCUACUCCGGUCCCUGGCAGUCGCUUACCGCGCAUCUGACGGAAAAAUACGACGUCAUUCUGACUUCUGAAACGAUUUACCGAUCAGAGUCGCUCGCACAUUUGAUCGCUCUGCUCCGUGCGGCAUGUGCCGGUCCAGCAUCUCAGCCGUUGUGCUUGGUCGCUGCAAAAGUCCUAUAUUUCGGCGUUGGUGGGGGUGUUUCCGAGUUCGUCGACGCUGUGCAGAAAGACCACAAGGGGCGAGUGGAAACCGUAUGGGAAAAGAAAGCCGGGGUGGGCCGUUCCAUCUUGGAAGUCACUUGGCCAUAAUAAGCCCACAACGAAAAGGCGUGUCUAUGAUAGAAAAGCCAACUGCAUCGAGUACCUUCACUCGAAAUCAAAAUCUGCAUCCCAGUCGUCCAAGUUAUCCUCCGGCUCGAAGAAUCGCGAGGCGCGUUCCAUGCGGUAAAUGUUGACCGAAGGCAUCGCAGACAACGGCGCAGAGAAACGGGGUUCGCGUGAACGUGAAUCCGAGAUCCGCUGCGCUCUGAUCAGCUUCAUGGGCGGGGAGGGCGUAAUCAUAACGCGAGGCUUGGGUGUGACGAUACUUGAUUGGAUCUCAGUUAAUAACUCUCGAAAAGUUCGGGAAAAUGGGACAGACUUUUGAGUGAAGAACUCCCACUUCUUGCAACCUCUCUUCAGCGACGACUUCUUGGUUCUCGGACGCUGCAGAGGGGUAAGCGAAAUUCCUAAAAUCUCAAUAGUCGUAUACUCGCCUUGACGAUGUCCCAUUCUCCCUUUGGGAUCCGCUCAGACGAGGUCGACGACGAUUUCGACGGUCGACUGAUGAAGGACUCGUCUGCGCCAGCCAUGAAGGCUACGCGCAGCGCGUGGGCAGCAGCCCGGGUCGGAGUGUGGAGGAUGCUUUGAACUGUCAUUUUGGUGGAGGGGAAGAUGGAAUUAGCCAGCGCUUUUGCCCUUUCUUUAUACUAGGCGCUCGUCCUGAUUGUGAGGUCAAUGGCUUUGAUGGGUGGCGAUCAGGCGCAUGUAUUGUUCGCGAAGUUGACAAUAUGAGGCGUGCUUGGCGGAUUAAUUUUUCACUUGGGAGAAGACAAUGGUAAAACGCCCUUGAGACGGUUGAGGGUUCGCGACAAUGCAGAUCCUGGGUGAUUCUGUAGAUUCGUUC
This is a messenger RNA of Mycena citricolor, 2616 nucleotides long. NCBI's taxonomy places the organism in Eukaryota, Fungi, Basidiomycota, Agaricomycetes, Agaricales, Mycenaceae. The record is from the annotation of a GenBank genome assembly.